Molecule: messenger RNA, 1988 nt
Organism: Sitodiplosis mosellana (orange wheat blossom midge)
Lineage: Eukaryota; Metazoa; Arthropoda; Insecta; Diptera; Cecidomyiidae
Gene: Tsp2A
Product: tetraspanin-2A
Exons: 6
Coding region: 604-1347 (247 amino acids)
Cellular component (GO): membrane
Source: RefSeq, a predicted model, not a curated record
GGCUAUUAUUUCUAUUCUCAUGACGUGAAAUGAAAAAAAAAACAUUUCAACAAAAAAAGGGAAGAAAAACGGUUAAUUCAUUCAGGAAACGAUUCUAAUUAAAACGGAUCGGAAAAGAUAAAUUGAGCAGAUUCUCGGUUUGUUUUUCAAAACAAAACAAAAAUUGUUGAAAUUCGAGAAGUAAGAGUGUUCAAACUUUGUUCAAAUACGAUUGUUGGUGAUGAUCUAUGAGCUAGAUUGGUGCUACUACAAUUAAUAAUCCUUCAAAAGCAAGAGAAAAGCCAAAUCGAAAGAAUAAUAUUGUUUUUAAAACCUUUUCAAUAAUUGAAAAGGAAACCGAUUGAUUGGACGUUUUUAGUUACGGCUCAUUCACACAUCGUGACAAAAUAUCAGUCACUUUAAGGAAUUUAAUAAUUUAACAAAAAUCUGCGAGUUCUUUUCGAGACGACGAACACAGUAAAGUGGGCAACAUAAACGUGCGACAGCAAAAGGGGAGCAAGUGGAAAAUAAACAAAGCAGCCAAACCAGUUUGGUUGAACGAGAGUUGAGCACAGAUAGAAGAACGAGCAAACGAACGAAGAGGGUUAAACAGAGAUCGGUGACAUGGCUGGAAAAGGAGACGGUCAAGGGGCCAGCAUGGUCAAAUUGGAAAAUCAUAUAUCCACCAUAAAAUAUUCCAUAUUCUGUUUCAACAUCAUCGCAUGGAUCGUGGGCGCAAUGAUGUUCAUUAUGACUGUCUGGAUACGUGCCGAGCCCGGUUUCGAAGAAUGGGUGCAAAUACUCAACAUAUACGUUUACUAUGUUGGCAUUUACAUUUUAAUUGUAGCCUCGGUGAUUGUGAUGAUUGUAUCGUUUUUGGGCUGUUGCAGUGCAUUAAUGGAGCACACAAGUGGACUGCUUUUGUUUAUUGGAACUCAAUGUUUGGCAUUUGUCAUACAUGUGGCCGGAUCGGCAGUUUUAUUAGAUUACAGUACAUUGAAUUCAAGCGUACAGCCGAUAAUUCGUGACUCAAUGAGACGUUUAAUCAUGUCAUCGGCUGUACCUGAAUCAACGGCCGUUUUGAAAAUGAUUCAGGAAAAUAUUGGUUGCUGCGGUGCAGAUGGGUCUAAUGACUAUAUUAUUAUGCGUCAACCAUUACCAUCAACAUGCCGAGACACAGUAACGGGUAAUGCAUUUUUCCAUGGUUGCGUUGAUGAGCUCACUUGGCUACUUGAAGAUAAAUCCAGUUGGGUUGCCGGAUUGGCCAUGACACUUGCAUUCAUCUCGGUCAUAAAUGCGGUGCUGAGCUUGGUUUUAAUUCAGGCACUCAAAAAAGAAGAGGAUGAGGCCAGAAACUACAGACAAUAAUUAUUACGCUUUCGAAAAUAAAGCGACAUUUUCUGCUACCAACCAUGGAUUAUGUACACAUAUAUGUAGCUGUCUGUAUCCACCAAACGGGGCGCUUUUCACACUUAGUUCGUCCAACGUUCAUACAUAACUUUUUUUUUAAGAAAAAAAAAUUAAUUUAACGUUUAAAAUAAUAAUUAGUGGUAUGACAUUUUUUUCCUUCUUCUUGUAUAUGGCGAAUACGUGUUCUAUAGAAAGCCAUGCAGGAAAUUUAAUAUAGUUAUUUUUUUUUUAUUUUAUUCGGUAUAUAAUGAAAUGAGUAUAAAACAUUCGCUUAGCUUCAAGUUCAGAAUCAAGUUUAUGUUUUAGUUUUUACCCACAGAGAUCCAUCCAUUUCGACAAUUGACAAUAGAGACGACAGAAUUUUUAUGACGACUUUUUUUUUAACGCCAAAUAAAUUUUUCAUGAUUAUAUAUCGAAUGAUCCAUUUUAUGGGGUACUUACAAUUGAAUAUCAAUUCAUAUUUUCACAUCACAUCCUUUUGAUUAAAAACAGAAACACCGAUAUGCCAUAGCUAUAGAACAAUUCACCUCUUUUUUUUAAACGACAUAUUUAUUUUUAAGUUGGAAUCGAUUCAAAUAAAACUCUGUGCCUUCCUUCAA